AUGUCAUACGCACCUACCGGUUCUGGCGACGCGUCCCAGCAGUCUGCGUCCACUUCGGCUCCGUCUUAUAUAACUCCAUAUCCUCAAAUAUACCAGCCUAUUGCUGGCACUGCAUCUGCUACAGCGGCGCAAUCUAUUGCACACGAGCCUGGAACGAGCACCCGCCGUGCUGACGAGCUUGCGAGGAAGGACCGAACGCUUGCGGAAUUUAUGUUGAUGCUUGACGAAUACGAUCCUCUUAUCCCAAAUGAAGUAACUGACUAUUAUCUGCAACGGGCUGGGUUUGAAUGCGAAGAUGUUAGACUGUACGUGGGCGAUUAUCUCAUAUUUAUUUAA
This is a messenger RNA of Rhizoctonia solani, 336 nucleotides long. Its product is annotated as Transcription initiation factor TFIID 23-30kDa subunit. Gene Ontology annotation, biological process: transcription initiation at RNA polymerase II promoter. The transcript has 2 exons. Gene Ontology annotation, molecular function: promoter-specific chromatin binding; RNA polymerase II general transcription initiation factor activity. Gene Ontology annotation, cellular component: transcription factor TFIID complex; nucleus; SAGA complex. Lineage: Eukaryota; Fungi; Basidiomycota; Agaricomycetes; Cantharellales; Ceratobasidiaceae. The record is from RefSeq and is a predicted model, not a curated record. Bases 1 to 336 code for a protein of 111 amino acids.